UUGGACAGAGAUGGCAGGCAACAUGAGGAUUAUAGUAUUUUACUCUCUUGUUGCUUUAUCGUUUGGAAAAGACAUGAUCUCCUCACUGCCGGCGAAGAGAGCAAAAGGGUGUAGCAUCGAGGGGGACAUAGCCUUUGUUGUGGACAGUUCCGGUAGCAUUGGUCAGAAUAACUGGAAGACACAGUUGCGGUUUAUAGAGGAACUUGUCCGAGGAUUUGUCGUGGGCCCAAACGACGUCCAUAUCGCCCUUAUAACUUAUAGCACUGGGUACAAAGUCGAGUUUCAUCUAAAAGAAUACGAAACUAAAGAGGAAGUUCUAGCCAGGAUAAGGGAUGUAAAUUACACCGGAGGAUCGACGGAAACGCACAAAGGAAUCCGUAUGAUGCGUGUUGGAAUAUUUAACCCCCGAAACCCACAAGGACCGCGCACCGGAAUUCCUCAUGUUGGAAUCGUGGUUACCGACGGCUUCUCUGAUAACCCCAACGCUACUGUCAAACAAGCCCGUCUAGCAAAGACUGAAAACAUUAUCAUGUUUGCUGUCGGAAUUGGAAGUGAAACUCGUUUUGAGGAACUAAUCGACAUAGCGACUCGACCUAAAGAACAACAUGUGUUUCAUGUCGGUGAUUUUGACGCAUUGGCAUCAAUUCAAGAGGUUAUUCUGCAGGAGAUUUGCAAUGCUCUCUGUCCAAAUAACUGGACCGCGAGAGGAGGAAAGUGCUACUAUGUGUCUUCCACUGCCCUGUCAUACGCGGAAGCCGGACAGCGCUGUGUUGACCUCCACUACAGCGCUACGCUCGCCACAGCCAAGACGAAGAUUGAAUACAAGACGAUAACGAAGAUGAUAUACACAAAGACUGGAUACAACUUCUCUUACUACAUCGGGCUUGACAAUGAGAGAUCUGGUGGAGCUGACUUCAUAUUUGCAGACAACUCGACUUCGGUCCUGUACAGCGAAUGGAUCUCUGAAGUCCCGAGUGGACAGAGACAGGGGUGCGUCAUGUUGGAUAAGACGCAUUCAUUCAUGUGGGACGUCACUGAAUGUUCCGUCAGUCUUCCAUUUGUUUGUGAAAUCGACAAGACUCGACGUACUUAAAAAGGAUAGAAAAACGACCAAAAUUAUUGUUCUGGUUCUCAAAGUACAUAGUCGGACUAGAAGAGACCAGCUAACAAUUCAGUCAUUCAAUGGUGCAGAACGGCGCAGAGAUGUUGAUUUUACAUGCACCCAUAUAUCUUCAGUGAUUUUCAUAGCUAAGAUGUGGUAGUUGAGAUGGUGCAUUCUAGACACGCAAAGGUUUUACUGUAUGGGCUGACGUGACAGGUCAGGUCAAAGUAUACUAGUAGAUAAUGUUAUGGAUUUUAUAUAUGUGACAGUUAACUUAUCAUACCGAAGGUAUACCACACGCAAUAAGGACAGCAUACUUUUUAUUA
Molecule: messenger RNA, 1428 nt
Organism: Lingula anatina
Lineage: Eukaryota; Metazoa; Brachiopoda; Lingulata; Lingulida; Lingulidae
Product: integrin alpha-1
Source: RefSeq, a predicted model, not a curated record